Seminavis robusta is the source of this 2187-nucleotide messenger RNA. Lineage: Eukaryota; Bacillariophyta; Bacillariophyceae; Naviculales; Naviculaceae. The record is from the annotation of a GenBank genome assembly.
AUGCCCGGUAAUCGACGUAGGAAGCGAACCAAGAAAGCCCCAGAGUUCUUCGCCUCCUCUGAUAACGAUGCGGAUGAACGUCAAGCGACAACGGCCAAAUCGAAAACGAAGAAAGCACCCACUACAUUCAAUGUUGACCUACAUUCGGAAGAAGAAAUGCCGUCUCCUCGGCCCAAAUCGGGCGAAUUGCAUGGUUCGAAAAAGACAGAGCGGACACGCACCUUCGAUUUGUGUAGUCUGAGCAGCGAUGACGACUUCGACAUUAGCCGCGAGAACCGUCGCAAGCGCAUCAAGAAGGCUUCAAACGAUACAAAGACGUCUCUUGCGGACAGCUCGACUGCGAAAGCUCGAAGAGCUGGAAGAGCUGGUCUGAAACAAGAUCCCGCUUCCCGUAAAGAGACUUCGGGAGUACUUGUGCGUGUUCCUCUCAAGUCCAACAAAGCAUCCACUACAUGCACUACCCAAAAAAAGAAGAGGACCAUCAAACCAACACAGGCAAAGCCAGCGCCACUUAAACAUGCUCCGAAUCAAGAUCAGGUACACGACGACAAGUCCUCAGCUACACGCAAGUCCAACAAAGAAACCGGUAGUACAAAAGAGGUAUCCGAAUCGAAAGUUUCGGCGUGCAAUCCUACCAAGUCGAACAACAACUCCAGCAAAGAGACUUCGAAAGUGUCGGAUCCGAUAGUCAAAGCGGCACCUGCACCAGCAACGGUUGUCAAACCCAAGCCAACGCCCAUGUCUGCAGCGUUCGCAGCAGUCACUACAGCUCCACAUGUCGACUACGAUUCUGAUCAAGAACCUCCGAAAGAAGACACUCAAGUACGUUUCCAGUGGCGUGGUGAUCCAUCGGUGACGUUGAGCGACUGGACUAUUGAGAUUGUUGCAAGUGAAACUGGCCAAUUGGACACCUACAACAUCCACAAGCUUGUAUUGUCGUCUGGGCCCCGUAAAUCGGAUUACUUUCUCAACCUGUUUUGCCGCGGCAGCGUAUUCCGUGAAUCCGAGUCAAAGACCAGCCGUAUCGAACUACCCGAGCUAGCCACGAAAGCCUUCCCUCAGCUCCUUGACUUUGUCUACGAGAUUGGCGAUCACAACGGUGCCUUGAAGAUCGAUACGGAAACCGCAGCCGCCUUGCAUUUCCUUGGGCACUACUUUCAGAUGCGCCAGUUACGUUGGGAAGCCAAAACGUUCUGGAAAAAGAAUUUGAAGCUGGAGAAUGCAACUACGUACUACGAACAUGCCAAGCUAUUCUUUGAUGACAAGAUCUCUGAAGCAGUUGCUGAUCUGUUUGCCCGUAACAUCAUGGAUGUCAAACCUGAUUCCAAGAUAACGAAGAUUGCUGAUGCAACGUUGUGGGUCCGCAUUGUGGAGAAGCUUGCAGACAAGACAGAUGCCGCCGCAAAGACUGAUGCUCCGGGUUCUACAACUGCCACUGCGGCUUCUGCCGCUGCGGCCUCUACAACUACGGGCUCUACAAGCGAUACGACUGCGGCUUCGAAGGCAAAUGAUGUUGCUUCCAAACCAUCGGCCAAUCCCAAUUCGAAGCCAAUGCCAGCAAUGGGCGACAAGGUUCAGAUUCACCUGAGCGAACUCAUCGCCCAGUUUGCAACGGACAACCAAGAUGAUCUCGACGCUGCAACCUUCCAAAGCUUGACAGCCCCGGAAUCGCUCCGUAGUAUCAGCAGCAAGGCUGCUCUGAGCUUGCUGAAAGUCGAAGACGCGGUCGUCACGAAUACCGAAGGCUCGACCGCCUUGCAAGACCGCUGCGUUGCUGCCAUGGCUGCCAACUGGAAGGAUGUUGGUGCGUCCCUCACGUCGGAUCAGGGACUCGCGACACUGAAGCCCCCCGUUCUAGCGAAAGUCGUGGCCAAGUCCCUCGAGUAUGCUACGACCGAUUUUUUGAAGGCCGAGAAGGACAUUGAAGACAUGGAAAGUUCCCAUGAAACUGUCACGAAACAGCUCCAACAUGAUCUCGAACAGAAGACCAACCAAUUGAAAGAUUAUCGUGGAAUGUGGUCUCAUGCGCUCGAUCGUUGCGAUAAAUUUGAGAGCCAACGCGAUGAUGCGGACUACAAAGUCAUGAGAAUGCUGACAGAGCUUGAUGCCACAGUACCUGACUUGGAAAAGAUUCGUACCCUUGCCACGGAUACGAAGAAAGCGCCAUAUGGUUACGACUACAUGUAA